CCGUGGCGCGCAGUCGGUACAAAAAGACGGGAAGGCUUUCCGCAAAAGUCACUUUCCCGCUCUCACACUCACAAUCAUCAUGAGCUACGACGAACACGAUUUACCUGAAGGAUGGACGAUGCAGAUGCAUGAGGGGACCCCAUUCUAUGUUGAUACGAGAGCGAACCCUCCGCGCUCGAUAUGGGUACACCCCUACGAGGACGAGCAGUUUCUGCGCGAGAACCCUGGAGUACGGCCUGGAGGCGCACGGAGGCCAUCAGCAUCGCCAGAGCCUAGCUCGGGGGGCGACCGCGGUCUCUUCGGCAGCAGCCACAAUUACCAGCCACCGAUGGGCCAGCCCUCGAAGCAUGGCAAGGCAGCCCUUGUGGAGAAGUUGAUCAAGAAAGUGAUGCACUCGAAGUCGGGGCACCACCAACAGCAGUACUACCCACCCAGCCAGGGCAUGUCCUCGCAUUACGGACGACCACUGCACGGCGGAAUGGGAGGUCCCCCCUUCGGCGGUGGGGGCCCCGGGAUGGGGAUGGGGAUGGGGAUGGGCCACGGUCCGGGUCAUCAUGGACACCAGGGCUUCGGAGGAGGUGGAAUGGGAGGAGGAGGUCCUAUGUUUGUGCAGCAGGGCCGCCCACAACGUCGCAUGGGAGGUGGCAUGGGAGGCAUGGGUAUGCCUCUCAUGGGCGGUAUGGCGGGCGGAUUGCUGUUGGGUGAGAUGCUCGAUGGGCCUGAUCAUUACGGUGGCGACUUCGGAGGGGGCGAUUACGGCGGUGGGGGAGGCGAUUGGGGAGGAGGUGGAGGUGGCGACUUUGGUGGCGGAGGCGGAGGGUUUGGUGGUGGUGACUUUGGUGGUGGGGGUGGAGGAGGGUUCUAAGCAGACACUUACCUACUGACAUUUAUGGACUGGGACCGAGGCCGCAACUGUAUCAAUAGCUCUGAUAUCGCGUUGCGAAAGAAAGAUACGCUUUGAAGCAAUACCUUAUUGCUAGAAUGGGUCGUGUCAUGUCAUGAAAUAUAUCCCCUCAUCUCAACG
This is a messenger RNA of Schizophyllum commune H4-8, 1024 nucleotides long. RefSeq lists its product as uncharacterized. Bases 80 to 865 code for a protein of 261 amino acids. The record is from RefSeq and is a predicted model, not a curated record. The transcript has 2 exons. NCBI's taxonomy places the organism in Eukaryota, Fungi, Basidiomycota, Agaricomycetes, Agaricales, Schizophyllaceae.